Corylus avellana is the source of this 1164-nucleotide messenger RNA. Its product is annotated as 2-aminoethanethiol dioxygenase, putative (DUF1637). Lineage: Eukaryota; Viridiplantae; Streptophyta; Magnoliopsida; Fagales; Betulaceae. The record is from RefSeq and is a predicted model, not a curated record. Gene Ontology annotation, molecular function: oxidoreductase activity, acting on single donors with incorporation of molecular oxygen, incorporation of two atoms of oxygen.
GUCACUGCGGCAGUCACUCUCUCUCGCUCUCUCUCUCUCUCUCAAAAUCUCAAGCGAGACCAAAAUGUUUACGAAAUUCCAAAAAGCAUCCGAUAAGGCGUGGAUAUUUUUGCAACACAAAGCCAAUUCCUCUGUGUUUCUAAGGUACCUAAGCAUGUCCAAGAAGAGCUCCAAAGUUCAGGCUCUCUACGACCUCUGCAACAAGACUUUCACGCCCUCAGCCUCAGGGACACCUCCUCCCUCUUCUAAAGCUGUCCAGAGCCUCUCUUCUCUCUUGGACACAGUUGGCCCAGCUGAUGUUGGCCUCAAAGAGGAACAUUCAGAUGAUGAUCGAGGACAUGGCUUUUUUGGACUUACCGAACUAAACAGGGUAGCACGAUGGGCACAACCAAUAACUUAUCUGGACAUAUAUGAAUGUGAUAGUUUUACGAUGUGUAUAUUCUGCUUUCCUACUUCGGCAGUUAUUCCACUCCAUGACCAUCCCAGGAUGACUGUUUUUAGCAAAGUUCUCUAUGGCUCUUUGCAUGUGAAAGCUUAUGAUUGGGUUGAGCCUGCCCAAAUCCAGGAAAGCAAGGGACCAAGUUCCUUUCCAGUAAGAUUGGCAAAGUUGGCUGUUGAUAAGGUUUUAACAGCACCGUGUGGGACAACAGUUUUGUAUGAAAAGAGUGGGGGUAAUUUGCAUUGUUUUACCGCAGUCACCCCUUGUGCUGUGCUUGACAUCCUCUCACCUCCCUACAGAGAAGAAGCAGGCAGAAAAUGUACUUACUAUCAUGACUACCCUUACUCAACCUUCUCCGCAAGAAACGGGACGGAGAUAAUUAACGGAAAAGAAGAGGAUUAUGCAUGGCUUGCAGAGAUAGAAACACCAGAUGAUCUCUAUAUGCGCCAGGGAAAAUAUGCUGGCCCAGCUAUUCAGGUCUAGCUCUCAUCACCUGUGUUUGGUAGAUAGCCCACAUUUCUCAUUUCCAUUGGCCAGAAAAUGUUGUUGCAUGUUUACCACUGUAGUCUGACUAAAGAGGCACUAAGAUGCCUGAUGCAGUGUGCUUUUUGUCGAUGAUUGGAGGGGAUUGUAUUCAUAGAAUGUAUUAAUUUUGGCCACUUUUUCUAAGAAAUGCAUUCAAAGGGUUUCUGUUGCACCAACCUUGAUGUUAAGGGUUUCUACAA